Molecule: messenger RNA, 1869 nt
Organism: Macadamia integrifolia
Lineage: Eukaryota; Viridiplantae; Streptophyta; Magnoliopsida; Proteales; Proteaceae
Product: cystathionine beta-lyase, chloroplastic
Exons: 13
Coding region: 226-1620 (464 amino acids)
Biological process (GO): transsulfuration; 'de novo' L-methionine biosynthetic process
Cellular component (GO): cytoplasm
Molecular function (GO): pyridoxal phosphate binding
Source: RefSeq, a predicted model, not a curated record
AAAACUGAAACUCUUCAGUGACAGUUGCAUUGGAGAGAGAGAUGCGGUCCUCCGCAGCACCAAAUUCGUCCCAAAUUCAAGCAACCAAACUAACUAAUUCUCUCUCUAUUCAAAGAUAUUUAAUCUCUGACGGCUCUAUUUAUACCCAUCGUUCUCCCUUCUUUCUUUCAAUUUUCAUAACACCAGAGAUCAUUCCCUGUACACUUUUGACUCUUCGAUUCGAAAAUGGCUGCUUCUACCUUUAACCCUUCUUUCUGCAACUCACGUACUGACCUUAACGACAGCGGUUUUGCGCGUCGAUUGUUGUCUCGGCAGAGCUUUGGUGUUGGGAAAGUAUUAUAUGAGAAUAGAAAUGGAUCAUUGGGUCCUAAGCGAUUCGAAUUGAGCUGUUCUAGAGAGAGAGAAAUGGAUGUUAGUGCGUCUGCUGUGGUUGAAGGGGUUGCUGAAUGCUUUGAUGAUGUGGAGGUGAAGGAGCCCGGUAUUUCGACUAUGUUGAUGAAUGUUACUCAGAAUGAAUCCGAUCCUUUUGCUGCAGUCAGUAGUCCUCUUUACCAGACGGCUACAUUUAAGCAGCCUUCUGCAACAAUGUUUGGUCCUUAUGAUUAUACUAGAAGUGGAAAUCCUACACGUGAUGAAUUGGAAAGGCUACUAGCCAAGCUUGAUAAGGCAUGCCGUGCUUUUUGCUUUACUAGUGGAAUGGCUGCUUUGUCUGCCGUCACACAUCUUGUCGGAACUGGUGAGGAAAUUGUUGCCGGAGAAGACAUAUAUGGUGGUUCUGACCGAUUGUUAUCACAAGUAGUUCCAAAGAAAGGAGUCGUAGUAAAGCGAGUGAAUACAACUGAUCUAAGUGCAGUUGAAUCUGCAAUUGGCCCAUGGACAAAGCUUGUUUGGCUAGAAAGUCCAACAAACCCUCGCUUACAGAUUUCUGAUAUUCGUAAAAUAGCAGAGAUGGCUCAUGCUCAUGGUGCUCUUUUGAUGAUUGAUAACAGUAUUAUGUCCCCUGUAUUGUCACAGCCAUUAGAACUUGGAGCAGAUAUUGUGAUGCACUCAGCAACUAAAUUCAUUUCUGGACACAGUGAUGUCAUGGCAGGUGUUCUUGCAGUAAAGGAUGAAAGCCUGGCAAAAGAGAUAGCUUUCCUACAAAAUGCUGAAGGGUCUGGUUUAGCUCCUUUUGACUGUUGGAUAUGCUUACGUGGUAUUAAGACCAUGGCUUUGCGUAUUGAAAAGCAACAGGAGAAUGCACAAAAGAUUGCUGAAUUCCUCUCCUCUCAUCCCCGGGUGAAGAAAGUUAAUUAUGCUGGUCUUCCUGGUCAUCCUGGGCGAUCUUUACACUAUUCUCAGGCAAAGGGUGCAGGUUCUGUACUAAGCUUUUCGACUGGGUCACUGGAACUCUCAAAGUACACUGUGGAAAAUACUAAAUACUUCAGCAUCACUGUUAGCUUUGGGAGCGUGAAGUCACUCAUAAGCCUGCCUUGCUUCAUGUCCCAUGCGGCUAUACCUGCUGCUGUUCGUGAGUCCAGGGGUUUAACCGAAGAUCUUGUUCGUAUCUCUGUGGGCAUUGAGGAUGCUGAUGAUCUGAUUGCUGAUUUGGACAAUGCAUUGAGAACAGGACCUUUGUGAGGUGUUUAAUUGCCAUUUGAUGUCUCAAUAUCCUGUUUUAGUUAGGUAACCAUAAAUUGUUAGGCACGAAACAUUACAAGUGGUUUGAUUUUUAUGAAUCAAAAAUAGAAAAGGAAAUAAUAGGUUAUUGUUCUUUCAAUUCUUCUGUUCAGAGUUCUCCGUGCAUUGUAGUCUGAUAGAUGAUUUAAAUCAUGGUUGGCAAAGGUUACUAGAUUAACCACAAUCACCAAUGAUGUUUCUGAGUCGAAA